AUGGCAUUUCUUGCCAAUCAUUUAUCUUUCUUCCUCCUAAUUACUCUCUUAUCUUCAUUGCAAAUCCAUGCAAGAGACAACAAAUUCUUCAACAAAAUUUCCACCACCAACAAUGGUCGUGAAAAAGAGACAAAGGAAGGAACUCCAAACAAAGAGCAAGAACCAAAUUUCAUACCUGAAAAUGAAAAUGGCUAUGGUGUUUAUGAUCAUGAAUCAGGUCAGCUUUCACCUUCUACUACUAACCCCACAAAUAACAUUCCUAAUAGCAAGUACCUUCCCAAGAAUUACAACCCUGUUGCUUAUGUUAUUGUCCCUCAGGACAAUCCUAAUAACAACAACGACGACAACAAUAAUAACAACUACAACCAAUACUGCAGUGGUGAUCACAAUACUUAUGACAACGAAGACAACAAUAAUCAGUACUAUAGUGGUGGCAGUACUUACAACCACAAUCAAUACCACAAUGGUGGUAGCAAUUACAACUACAACAAUAAUUACCCUGGCAACAGUGUUGGCAACAGUUACUACAACGAUCAAGAACAAAGCUAUCCCCUUGACUAUAACCACUACGAUGGUGACAAUGGUCACAGGGUGCAGCAGCAGAGAAUGAGUGACACAAGAUUUUUGGAAAAUGGGAAAUACUCCUAUGAAGUCAAUACAGAGAAGUAUGUGAGGGAUCCAUAUGAAAAUUCAAGGGAAUUUGCAAAUUCCUAUGCUGACAAUGAGUUAAGCAACUACAACAACGUUAAUUUUGUGAAGUAUGAGAAUGAAGAGGAGUUCCAACCAGAAGGGGACAUGCCUUGA
Nicotiana tabacum (common tobacco) is the source of this 804-nucleotide messenger RNA. RefSeq lists its product as uncharacterized. The record is from RefSeq and is a predicted model, not a curated record. NCBI's taxonomy places the organism in Eukaryota, Viridiplantae, Streptophyta, Magnoliopsida, Solanales, Solanaceae.